Paramecium tetraurelia is the source of this 2496-nucleotide messenger RNA. RefSeq lists its product as uncharacterized. The record is from RefSeq and is a predicted model, not a curated record. NCBI's taxonomy places the organism in Eukaryota, Ciliophora, Oligohymenophorea, Peniculida, Parameciidae. Gene Ontology annotation, molecular function: protein binding. The transcript is spliced from 3 exons.
AUGAAACGACCGCAAUCUGCAAUUACCAGAGUUGAUGACGCCAAUUCAACAGCUAGUAAACCAAUAAGGCCUUUAAGUGGUGUCAGCGAUACAACGCUUAGAUUUUAGAAUUCAGUUGAUUAAUUAUUAAGCAAGGCAAAUUAUUCCUUAUAAUUAAUGAAUAUUCAUGAUAGUCUAUAGUUAUUUGAAUAAGCAUUCAAAAAAGGGGAACAUCAAUUAUCGUCUAUUAGAUUAGUUAAAUUGGUUGAAGAUGUUGUAUUACAACUGGUUAAAGUAAUUGUGAAAUCAGAAGAUAACCUGAUAUCAUAAUAAAUUUUGAACAGAUUAUUGAUAUGGUGUCAAAUUCAACAAUCAAAUGAAGACAUUAUCCAUAUACGAUGUCCUCCCUACAUAUAAGUCAGGGUUUUGAAUGCCUAUGGGGAUUUUUUAAGAAAACAAAAUAAAUACGAUGAAAGUACCCAUUAUUUAUAACUUUCGUUAUAAAUGUUGUCCCAAUACAAGUUUGAUUCCUCCAUAGAUGAAUUGGUGGGUCAAACUUAUAUGUUAUUGUCUUCUAAUUCGCUAUAUACCAAUCAUUACGCCUAGGCAAUUCAAGAGGCAUAGGCGGCACUUUAACACUUGCAAUAAGCUGCCAUUUCAACUAAUAAAAUAACCGAAGAACUACAUGAAUCAAUCUGCGAUACUUAUAUAAAUCUUGGAAUUGCAAAGGAACAAGAGAAGUAAUUUUAAGAGGCUCAUUACAACUAUUACAGUAGUUUAGUAUACUCAUAAUAAAACCUGAAUGAAAGCAAACAAAUGAAGAUACAAUAGAUUUAUGAUUAAUUUUUAUCGAGAUAGGCAGCCUAUCUAUAGAAGCUUUAGUUUUAAUAAUAAAAGUCUUUAAAACAAAUCAACUCCGUCACAGGAUUCAAUCAGAAAAAACCAUAGUAAUCAGCAUUACUUCAAUAACCCUUCGUAGAUUUGGUCAAGAAUGCCGCAGAUCAAAGUAAUGGAAAGUUAAAUAGUAAUUUUUUCAAAAAGAAACAGAAAAUCAUAAAAUCUGUUGAAAGAUAAAAACAAAACGAGGAAAGAGCCAUCCUAAAGUUCAAGCCCUAUUUGAAUAAAAUGCCAGGAUAAUCUAGUUAAGUUCUAAAAUUCAAACCCAAUUAAAUGUUAUUAAACAGUUAAAUACCUAGACCUUAAUCUCCUUUAAAAUAACCGUUUGUAAAUAAUGGUAUUAAAAUCAUGAAGGUGAGUAACAAACCGGAAUAUAAAGUAUAGAAUAAAUCCUUGCCCUCAUAUAAAUCAGAUAUGUUUUUAGCUAAAAAAUUAUAAGGUUAACAACAACAAUAACCACAACCAUAAUAGUUCUCAUCAUCCACAUCAUAAUUGAAUUCCGCUAAGAUUUAUAGUAGCAAGUAGACCUAUGGGUAAUCUUAAUAGACAUUUCAAUCUGAAGUACUCUAUAAGAAUAAAACAAAUUAAAUCGUGAGUCAAUAAAGUAACAAUGUGCAUUAGGUCCCAUCCAAAUUUAUUCAAUAUCUUGAAUAAAAUAUCAACGAAUCCAAUUUAUUAAAGAAUGGAAAUGUAUAAUUAUUGUAAUCAUACCACAAUAUUCAUUUGCCAAGCAUCGAGAGUUAAUCAGGAAUUCAAGAGAUUUAUUAAGGCACCAUGAGCAUUUACCUAUUUUCUUAAUAAAAUAUUCUAUAUUUCCAAUAUUUAGCAAGUGAGAUCACAGAUUAAUUUGCUGUAAAUUUGGGACCUAAGAAGAUUAAAUUAAUCGGCAAUAGUCUUAAUGUUAGCGAUGUAAACAAUCAAUUUAAUACAAUUAACCAAAACCCUUUAGGAAUGAAAAACGUAUUAUUAAGUUUCAGUGUUGAGUAUUUCAGAUAUGCAAAGAUAAACUUAGAUAAGCAAUGCUUUUAACUCCCUUACAAUUAGGCAAACUAAUUUUACAUUUACAUUCCUGAACAGAAUUAGAAUCUAUUAAUUCAAGUGAAAAACGAAUAUGAAUCUUUGGUCUUUUUAGUUGAUUCAUUCGAAGAGAACGGUCAAAAUUCAAAAGACUAAGAAAUAUAACCGAUAUUCAAUCAUAAAUCUAAUUCGGUAGUUUCUGAUGAAAUUCAUCCCUUAUUAGCUGAAUAGAUCAAAUAAAUUGAUGAAGAUGUGUAACCAGUUUUUGAGGAAUAGGAAGAGAAGCUUGCUACAUCAUAAGAGUAUUCAUAAGAUUUUGAGCCUACUCCUAUAAUGGAAGAGGCUCCACAGGAUAAAUUUAUUCAGAAGUCCUCUUCUUUACCCUAAAAUAAUAAUAAUAAAAAUCAAUAUGACGGCAUGGAGAAGUUCACAAUUAAGAUAGAAUCUGAGGAUCAGAGAUAAUAAGUGAUAGAGGUUUAUGCAACAGAUAAAAAGUAAUAGCAAGAUGAAGAAAUAAAGGAGGAGGAAGAUCUUGAAUUGAAUGCAGCUGCUUUAUUAAUUUAAAAGAAGUUUAGAGAAAAAAGAAUGAAUUUGAAACAUUGA